CAAUUUGGAAUUCAGAUUGUUCGCGAAUAUUCGAAAGCGUCGAAGAUGAGUACUUUGCCUAGGGUAUUUUUCGAUAUGACCGCCGAUGGCGAGCCCCUCGGUAGGAUAAUCAUGGAGCUGCGCUCCGAUGUCGUGCCUAAGACCGCUGAGAAUUUCCGCGCCUUGUGCACUGGCGAGAAGGGUUUCGGCUACAAGGGCUCCAUUUUCCACCGCGUUAUUCCCAACUUCAUGUGUCAGGGCGGCGACUUCACCAACCACAACGGCACUGGCGGUAAGUCCAUCUAUGGCAACAAGUUCCCCGACGAGAACUUCCAGCUGAAGCACACCGGCUCCGGUAUUUUGUCGAUGGCAAACGCUGGUGCCAACACGAACGGUUUCCAGUUCUUUAUUUGCACCGUGAAGACAGCUUGGUUGGACAACAAUCACGUUGUUUUCGGUGAGGUCGUCGAGGGCUUGGAUGUGGUCAAGAAGAUCGAAUCUUAUGGAUCGCAAUCGGGCAAGACCUCCAAGAAGAUCAUGGUCGCUAACUCUGGUUCUCUUUAAGAAUGCGUAACAAACGCAAGAUUACAAGAAGAAAAAUCUGUUAAGACGAAAACCAUUUGCAUUUUCUCCAAAACAUUUUUUUUACCAAUUACUGUAAUAUU
Molecule: messenger RNA, 644 nt
Organism: Drosophila eugracilis
Lineage: Eukaryota; Metazoa; Arthropoda; Insecta; Diptera; Drosophilidae
Product: peptidyl-prolyl cis-trans isomerase
Exons: 1
Coding region: 46-543 (165 amino acids)
Biological process (GO): protein peptidyl-prolyl isomerization; protein folding
Cellular component (GO): intracellular membrane-bounded organelle
Molecular function (GO): peptidyl-prolyl cis-trans isomerase activity
Source: RefSeq, a predicted model, not a curated record